Sphenostylis stenocarpa is the source of this 732-nucleotide messenger RNA. NCBI's taxonomy places the organism in Eukaryota, Viridiplantae, Streptophyta, Magnoliopsida, Fabales, Fabaceae. The record is from the annotation of a GenBank genome assembly.
AUGGAUGUAACCAUGAAAAAUGUUGAGAGCGAAUCUUCUUAUUACUACUAUUCCACUUCAUCACCAUCAUCCACUUCUUCGCAGAGUCAACUCUGCAACCAGAAUUCUCCAUCGGAUAACUCAUCAUCGCAUGCACAAGCAACAAACCCAGCGUUGAGAUCUCACAAGAGGAAAGCCGGGAGAAAGAAGUUCCGAGAGACACGCCAUCCAGUGUACAGAGGAGUUCGUCAGAGAAACGGUGAGAAAUGGGUGUGUGAAAUCCGUGAACCGAACAAUAAAGCAAGGAUAUGGCUUGGGACACACUCUACGCCGGAAAUGGCAGCUAGGGCACAUGACGUGGCUGUCCUAGCACUUAACGGCACCUCCGCGGUGUUCAAUUUUCCUGAUGCGGUUUCUCUUCUUCCAGUUGCAAAGUCAUCUUCAGCUGCAGAUAUUAGACUAGCUGCAGCACAAGUUUGCAAUGAUUUUGUACCAACCAACCCUUCUUCAACUGAUUCAAGGGUUGCAAUUGAAACUAACCAUUGUUCGGUGGAGGGUGUUGAAGAUUUUGCCGUGACAGUGAAUAACGAUGAUGAGUCCAACAAAUCAGUGUUUUUUGAUGAAGAGGCUCUUUAUAACAUGCCAGGCUUGUUAGAUAGUAUGGCAGAGGGUCUUCUCGUUACUCCACCUUCAAUGAAGAGAUUUGAUUGGGACGAGGUUGACUGUGAAACAGACCUCACUCUCUGGACAUAA